Molecule: messenger RNA, 2712 nt
Organism: Centropristis striata (black sea bass)
Lineage: Eukaryota; Metazoa; Chordata; Actinopteri; Perciformes; Serranidae
Gene: dalrd3
Product: DALR anticodon binding domain containing 3
Exons: 13
Coding region: 244-1953 (569 amino acids)
Biological process (GO): tRNA C3-cytosine methylation; arginyl-tRNA aminoacylation
Molecular function (GO): tRNA binding; arginine-tRNA ligase activity; ATP binding
Source: RefSeq, a predicted model, not a curated record
GGCUAGUUCCGCAGAGAAAAAAACAGCCACUGCAGUCACCCUCCUUUACAGCCAAUAUCUGACAUCGAUCAGUGAUUAACCGUACGCCUGGAAACGGGCAUGUCAUUCGUCAGUGUUAAAGCUUAAGCAUAGUCUGCAUCAGCAGCGAUCGGCGAGACAGCGUUUGGACAGAAGAUAUGAACAGGGUGUGGAUGUGCUGAUAGCCUGGUAGCAAGCUCAGCUGUUUGUGUUGUUUGGGUGGUGAUGGAGAACACCGAGGAGUCUUCGCCCCUCCGGAUCACCCCAACCGUCCGGGCGCUGAGCUCCGCACUGCGGGGUAAGCGUGAAAAUGUCCCCGAUUCCAGACGGGAAAACGGCGAGAGGAUCUUUCCUGAGCCGGAGAAGCUUUGGUUCAAGGAGAGCAGCGCUAAAAACCUGCGUAACAGGGACUUCUUGUCGCCGACCACGAUGCUUAACACGCUGUACGCGGACGGACAGGUCCCUCCAGCAGUGAUGUCCAGGGUCCUGUCCCUCCGUGGCGGUGGGGUUCUUCCUGUGGCUGGCGGGGAGGUAAUGGGUGAGGGCUUGCGGGUGAGAGUGGACCGGGCUGCAGCCUUCAGGGCCGUCCUGGCAGAUGGAGCCACAGAGUACCUGAAGCCCUCAAGUCAGAGACAAGGUUGUGUGUUGCUCAACUGCCCUGCGCUGCACCCUAAACCCAACACGCCCACUCCUGAUACACUGACUCUGGGCCAGCUGAGGACUGUUCUGCUAGCUGACCACAUGGGGGCGCUGUUGAGAAGACAGGGUUUUACAGUGUCCUAUUGCCCCACACUGCCAGAAGACGGUGACAUCAUCACCUUUCUCCGAGCUCUGGGUAUCGAUUGGCCGGCAGCCCCAGCCAACAGGACCUACGAGGAGCGGGAGGAGAAGAUUCAGGAGGCGCUGGAGAGCUCCCCGUACAGAGAGAGGGAAACAGAGAGAGGCAGGAGGACCAGCGGAGGAGGGAGGAAGGUAGAGGAGGGGGAGAACGAGGGAUCGCUCAGAGUUAACCUGAAACGAGUGUUCCAGGAGGAGGGGCUGCUGGGAUAUGACCCCAGCCUCGGGACCUGCAUAGUACACAGAGACAGUGUUUCCCAGCUGGCACAACUGGACCUCGCCACUGCUGACUGCACAGUAGCCAUGGCAACAGUGUUACAUGUGACUUCCUGUCAGGAUGAGUUCCGCCAGCAGCAGAUAGCGGUGCUGUGGAGAGCCAGCGGAGCGACACACACACAGAGACAUCUGGUGUGUGGGCCUGUGAAGACUCCUGGUUCUCACCUCACUGCUGCUCAGUAUCUGCAGCUGAGAAGAGGUCAGAUGAAGGAGGCCUCAGAGAUGAAGUAUGGGGAUCAAGUGGAAGGUCAGACGUGGGAAGACAUCAUCAGGGUCAUGACCUCUGCCACUGUCAGAUUUGAGCUGCUGUCAACGGUCCACACAAGUCCUGUGACACUGGACGUCCAGAGGGAAGGGGGCGUGUCCACCAAAGGGCCGAGAGGAGGGGUGUUUGUGAUGUAUAACUGUGCCAGACUGCACACUCUGUUCGACAGCUACGAGAGAGGAGUGGAGAAAGGUCUAUACCCAGAAAUCCCUGAGGGCCCCGAGCUAGACUUCUCUGCUCUGAAAGAAGAGGGCGAGUGGCUUCUCCUGUUCAAUUACCUCAUCCCGUUCUCCGAGCUGCUGGACCAAUCAGGACAAGCGUUAGACUGUGAAGGAGGAGGAGCCAGAGUCAAUAUUAAGACUGAACAGAUCUGUAAAUUUCUUGUGUCUCUCAGUAAAGACUUCAGCUCGUACUACAACAGAGUCCACGUGUUGGGGGAGCCGCUGCCUCAUCUCUUCAACCAGAUGUUUUGUCGUCUGCAUUUGUUGAGAGCAUUGAGAGAGCUCUACCACAGCGCUCUGGACACCCUCAACCUUCCCCCCAUCAGGCAACUAUAGCCUCCACAUCAUUCACUCCUACUAUGAUCACUGUUGGCCCUCCCCCCCCCACCCAUUUCACACAGUCACAUACUGUAUGUGUGGCAACUGCAGCUUCUUCACGUCCACACUUAAUUUAGAAAUGAAAGUGUAUUCAACUGAGACACAGUAACCGUUCCCUCAUUCGGAAAUUUUAGAGCACAGACAAGUUAUUCACCUGCCCACUGACGUACUGUAACUGUUAAAAUAUUUAGAGGACGUAAUUCCCAUAAAUCAUGUGAUGUGAUGUCAGUAAACUCAGUUUGAUCAGAGCAGAUAGAUUUUUCUGGAAAAAUGUUAUGGUUGUUUCUAUGUCAAGGUAACAGUUUGACAUUUUUGGAUGUACGCUCACUUGUUCCGAUUGAUACCACUCUCAUGUCUAUACAGUAAAUGACGCUACAGUUGGCUAGCUUAGCUUAGCAUAGCAUUGCUUUUAGACUUUUUAUUUUAACUUAGUUUUAGGCUAUUAAAUUCAAUAAGAGUCUGUAGGUCAUUGCCUAGACUCUGCUGAAAGUUAAAAUUCCCAGUUGAGAAAUAGUGUGACACAUCAUCUCCACUUAAAAUACUGAAUUUUCGCUUAACACUUUGGUUUUGGACGUAUUACACAAGAAAUUUAAUUAUAGUCAUGUCGUCAUGGCGCUUUUGAGUUUCAGCUGCUCAUAUUUACUGCACAUGAAAGUGGCAUCAAUCGUAUCCUCUAACUCUCUGAAACUGGGAAUCCCCAUUGGAAGUAAGAUGUUA